CGAUCGAAGGCGCUUUUGUCAGAUCCGCCAUGUCUUCCCGCGGAGGUGGACGGGGGAAGGCUGCCUUGAAGCAGAUCGUGGAAGGCGCGGCCCCCGCGAAGAAGGGAUGGCAUCAAGCAAAGAGGCAGAGGAAGGUCGUCCAAGCCGUGGCCACUGGCAGUGCGCGAGAUGUUGUGGAGGAGGCUGUGGUGGAGGAAGAGAUGACGAACGACGAGGAUGACUUUGAAGACGACGACGAUGAACCACUGCAGAAGAAGGCGAGGGUCAGUUCCGCGGGGGGGGUUAGAAUAAACGAGGGGGGGGAAGGGACACCGUCUGCACGGCGCGGCGGUGGCGUUGCCGUGGCCAACCAACCAGUCUUUGUCGACGUGGCACGCGACGUGGCGCGCGACCUAGCAAGGAGGGACGUCGGUGGCCGCGCAAAGGAAGGGGCCGCCUCGCAUGACACUGCGCAACGUGUGCUUGCGCCAGUGAAUCGCCCCCGAACCCCGACUGCAGACGUGGCGGGGAGUUCCCAAGCAGCGGUUGAAGGUGGGACGUUGCGAUCUCCCGCAGUGGCGACGCGCGACGGCGCUGUGGCGGUCCCGGGAGAGGCGGUUGAAGUUCCGAAGGGAGGAGAUGGCGUGGCGGCCGGGGAAGACGACGAGGCUCUGGUGCACAGGCUGCGCGGGCAACGAGCGGCGACACAUGCGAUGGAUGCCGCCGCCAAACUUUGGGAGGACGUGAGAGGGCUCACGGGGGAGAAAGGGUUUGUGGCAUCGUUUAUGACUGUGGUUCGGGGCAGGACGCCAUGAGCAUGCCGGGUUUGUUUGACUAUCGUGGGAGCGAUCGUCGUACAAGUGUUUUUUUGUGAUCUCAUUGAUGACUGUGUUCGGGGCAGUACGCCAUGUGGAAGUCUUUUUAUUGGCAACUUUUUUUUGUUCACUGGAUUUCGACAUGCCACUGUUCAGAGGUGGCAUGCGUAGUAGAAGGUGUGCAUUGGUAGCGCAGCGAAUAUCCAUAUGGGUGAUGUUCUUUUUUAUCUUCGCAACGAUGCGUGGUCUUCUGUUUUCAUUCCAUCCAUCACUCGUUUAUUUUUUUGGGAAACGCAUGCACGGCGGGUACGGUUUCAUCUCUCAUUGUCCAUUGAAUGUUCGUGGCAACAAAGUUAUGCGUCAUGG
Molecule: messenger RNA, 1160 nt
Organism: Chara braunii
Lineage: Eukaryota; Viridiplantae; Streptophyta; Charophyceae; Charales; Characeae
Source: the annotation of a GenBank genome assembly